CAAAGCCAGUCAGUCCCGAAGGAAGGGUCUGAUAAACCCUCGUCGCGCAAACGUCGUGGGGAUCCUUUUUGCAACGCCGUUCUAUCUGCGAGGAAGUCUGAUUGCACACAUUCCAUCAUCGUCGGAUUGUUGCAGCAAUCUUCUGCAAUCUGAAGGUGUCGUAGAGAUGGAGGCGCUUCGCGGGAUGUCGCUGGUGAGGCCAGGAAUGUGUGCCUUGGCACCCUCCAAGCUUGGCUGCGGCAUCACGCAGAGCAGCGCCUUGGUGAAGAAGGGGACCAGCACCGGAGCGCAGGGCAAGAGGCCGCUCGUAGUGAGGGCAGCAGCCGCUAAUGCCGACGCUAUAGAGAAGAAGUAUAAGAUUACGGUAUUGCCCGGAGAUGGCAUCGGGCCGGAGAUUAUCGGCGUGGCCGUGGAUGUGCUGCGGCUUGUUGGGUCCCAAGAAGGUUUUGGCUUCGAAUUUACCGAGAAGCUGGUCGGCGGAGCAGCUAUCGACGAGCUUGGAACUCCUCUGCCUGAAGAUACAUUGAGCACUUGCCAACAAUCUGAUGCCGUGCUUCUUGCUGCAAUUGGCGGGUACAAGUGGGAUAAAAACCCACGCGACAUGAAACCCGAGACCGGCCUGCUAGCGCUUCGUUCUGGCCUUGGUGUCUUUGCUAAUCUUCGACCUGCUGUUGUGCUCCCACAAUUGGUGGACUCAUCAACCCUAAAACGGGAGGUCGCUGAAGGCGUUGACAUCAUGGUCGUCCGCGAGCUCACUGGAGGGCUGUAUUUUGGUCAGCCAAGGGGCUUCAAAGAGACCAAUGGAGAGCGUGUUGGCUACAAUACCAUGGUUUACUCAGCAUCAGAGAUUGAUCGCAUCGCUCGAAUUGGAUUUGAAACUGCAAGGAAGAGAAGAGGGAAGCUUUGCUCAGUUGACAAGGCUAACGUUCUUGAGGUCUCGCAGUUAUGGAGAGAGCGAGUCACAGCCAUGGCAUCUGUGUAUCCAGAUGUGGAGUUGUCUCACAUGUAUGUUGACAAUGCAGCCAUGCAACUGAUUCGCAACCCCAAACAGUUUGAUACUAUCGUUACUGGCAAUAUCUUUGGUGAUAUUAUAUCCGACGAAGCUUCCAUGUUGACAGGGAGCAUAGGCAUGUUACCUUCAGCUAGUAUUGGAGAAUCCGGUCCUGGUUUGUACGAACCCAUUCAUGGAUCAGCUCCUGACAUUGCCGGCCAGGACAAGGCAAAUCCUCUUGCUCAAAUUCUGAGCGCAGCAAUGCUUCUACGGUAUGCCCUGGGAGAAGAAAAUGCUGCCCAGAGGAUUGAGGCUGCAGUGAUGGGCGCUCUUGACAAGGGUUUCCGCACUGGUGAUAUUAUGUCUCCUGGCAUGGAAUACGUUGGGUGCAAGAAAAUGGGAGAUAUUGUGCUUGAAACACUAGAAGCUUCUCGACCAGCUACUGUUUUGCAUUGAGUAAUAACUACUACGUAGUAUUCCCUGAUUCUUCUGGUUCAGUUGGGGAGAGUAUUGUUCCCAAGUUACCUUACCGAAGCGUAUAGAAGCCAGGGAAUUUCAUCAGGAUUAUAGAGAAGCAAGAGAUUGAAGUCUAGAUCUUUCUUUUGAGGCAUUUCUUUGUUUUCUUUUAGUAACCUGAUCAACAUGUCGUAGCACCAUUUUUUCCAUACUUGAGACAUAUGCCGUACGACGUACUUAACUGGGACCAUGCUGUAUAUACCUAUCACAUGUGAGGUUAAAAUAACCAACUAAUUCAUAAACCCUCA
This is a messenger RNA of Physcomitrium patens, 1755 nucleotides long. RefSeq lists its product as uncharacterized. Gene Ontology annotation, biological process: L-leucine biosynthetic process. The record is from RefSeq and is a predicted model, not a curated record. NCBI's taxonomy places the organism in Eukaryota, Viridiplantae, Streptophyta, Bryopsida, Funariales, Funariaceae. Gene Ontology annotation, molecular function: NAD binding; magnesium ion binding; 3-isopropylmalate dehydrogenase activity.